AUCGCCUGCACAAUACCAGCAGCGACAUAAAGAGAAACCAGACAGGUGGACAGAAUGGACAGCACAACUUCAACCUCGCAUAUAGACAGAAAUCCCGUGGUUUUCUUUGAUAUAGCCUUAGGAGCUACAAAAGCACGUCCAUUUAAAAACUGGAAAUGAGGUCCAUCAAUAUGUCGAUUGGCUGGUGUUGUGCUGCUACUGGUUCAUACAGUAUUAAAGCUUGCACUAUGCAACGAAUUGAAUACUAAAUGGAUAGUAACUGAGAUAUCACUGUGACAGGCGAGCCUCUAGGUCGUAUAAAGAUGGAACUAUUUGCCGAUGUUACGCCCCGAACAGCAGAGAACUUCCGCCAGUUCUGUACGGGAGAAAGUAAAAAUGCACAGGGACGACCGCAGGGAUACAAGAAUAGCAGAUUCCAUCGAGUAAUCAAAGACUUCAUGAUCCAAGGUGGCGACUUCGUCAAUGGAGAUGGGACGGGAUCUUGUACCAUUUACGGUACUCCAAGGUUCUCGGAUGAAAAUUUCCUAUUGAAGCAUGAUCAUGCUGGCCUACUUAGUAUGGCAAACUCUGGUCCGAACACAAAUGGGUGUCAGUUUUUCAUUACAACAACUGCAACCCCAUUUUUGAAUGGCAAGCAUGUUGUUUUUGGUAAGGUGGUUGAAGGGAUGGAUGUCGUGCGGAUGAUUGAGAACACCAGAACGACGCGAGAUAAGCCCAACCAAGAUGUUCUGAUUGUGCAAUGUGGGGAGAUGUGACACAAUGAUCGAAGGAUGUUUUAGCAUCAAGCCAGUGGCAUGAUAUUUUCCAUUUAUGUUAUACAGAGAUAAAAAGAAAAGAGCCAUAAGCAUUAAAC
Molecule: messenger RNA, 853 nt
Organism: Aspergillus costaricaensis CBS 115574
Lineage: Eukaryota; Fungi; Ascomycota; Eurotiomycetes; Eurotiales; Aspergillaceae
Gene: cyp3
Product: putative peptidyl-prolyl cis-trans isomerase
Exons: 4
Coding region: 303-755 (150 amino acids)
Biological process (GO): protein folding; protein peptidyl-prolyl isomerization
Cellular component (GO): intracellular membrane-bounded organelle
Molecular function (GO): peptidyl-prolyl cis-trans isomerase activity
Source: RefSeq, a predicted model, not a curated record